AUGCCCAAUGAAAAAGUCAAAUUAUAUCAUGAAAAACAAAGAUUACAAUUAUGUGGUUUACAUUCAUUAAAUAGCCUUUUUCAAAAAAAAGUCUUUAGUAAAGAAACGCUUGAUUCAUUUGUACACACGCAUGAUAAAUCACGUUUUUGGAAUGAAUAUUCAACAUUUCUUACUGGCAAUUAUGAUUUAAGAAUUCUAAUGGAUGCAUUAAACAGCAAAGGAUAUGUAUUGCGUGCGAUUGAUAUUUCCGAAUGUUUUGAGACAUUUAGUUACAAAGAUUGUUUGGGUUUAUUAUUAAACAUAGUUGUGGAACGACCAUUUAUUUCUAGCAUACCUAUCGUAUGUUCAUUCGCAAAACCUGGCCGCCAUUGGUUAACUAUAAAAAGUGUUGAUGGAGAAAAAUAUUAUAACUUCGAUUCAAAACUCUCUCAACCGGAAUUAAUUGGCUAUCAAAGCGAUUUAGUAGCAUAUUUAAAUAAACUUGAUCGUGUACAAACUUAUUUUUAUAUUGUUAUCGAAGAAGACCUAGCUGCGAAAUUCGAGCAAAAAUAA
Rotaria socialis is the source of this 552-nucleotide messenger RNA. The record is from the annotation of a GenBank genome assembly. NCBI's taxonomy places the organism in Eukaryota, Metazoa, Rotifera, Eurotatoria, Philodinida, Philodinidae.